Messenger RNA from Melozone crissalis (California towhee), 1898 nucleotides. RefSeq names its product keratin, type II cytoskeletal 4-like. Gene Ontology annotation, molecular function: structural constituent of skin epidermis. Bases 1 to 1863 code for a protein of 620 amino acids. The record is from RefSeq and is a predicted model, not a curated record. Lineage: Eukaryota; Metazoa; Chordata; Aves; Passeriformes; Passerellidae. The transcript is spliced from 9 exons. Gene Ontology annotation, cellular component: keratin filament. Gene Ontology annotation, biological process: keratinization; intermediate filament organization.
AUGAGCCGACAGUGCUACACCUCCGGCUCCAUCCUGGGCAGACGAGGCUUUUCCUCGGCCUCCGCCGUCUGCGGCCUGGGCAGGGCCAACAGCAGCUCGGCCUCCGUCUGCCAGCCCGUGGGACGGAGGUGUGGGAUCGGUGGCUUCAGCAGCCGCAGCGUCUGUGACCUGGGCCGAGGCCAGAGGAUUUCCUUCGGUGGCAGCUGCCGCAGCGGCGUCUACGGCGGGGCUGGCGUCGGGCGCUGCGGCGUCGCGUACGGCGGGGGCCGCUUCGGCACCGUCGUGGGCUUUGGGAACUGUGCGAGCUUCGGGGGCCUGGGCAGCUACAGAGGCCUGGGGGAUGGCGUGGCCAUGGGGAGCUACGGCGGCGGCAUCGGCAUCGGCCUCGGCGGAGGGAGGUCCGAGGGCAUUCGCGGCGUCAGCAUCCACCCGGAGCUCCUCAAGCCCCUGUGCGUGGGCGUGGACCCCGAGGAGUGCCAAGUGCGGACCCACGAGAAGGAGCAGAUCAAGAACCUCAACAACCAGUUUGCCUGUUUCAUUGACAAGGUGCGGCUGCUGGAGCAGCAGAACAAGGUGCUGACCACCAAGUGGGAGCUGCUGCAGCAGUAUGUGCUCCCAGCAUCCCGGAGAAACUUGGAGCCUGUGUUUGAAAACUUCAUCUGCAACCUGAGGAAGCAGCUGGAGUGUGUGAUGGGGGAGCGAGAGCGGCUGGAGAAUGAGGAGCGGUGCCUGCGGGACCUGGUGCAGGAGUUCAAGUGCAAGUAUGAAGAUGAGAUCAACAAGCGCACGGCAGCAGAGAACGAGUUCGUGGUGCUCAAGAAGGAUGUGGAUUGUCUCUACCUGACCAAGGAGGAGCUGGAGGUGAGGGUGGGCCUCCUGAGACAGCAGCUGGAGUUCCUGAAGUGCAUCUAUGCCGAGGAGAGGGCUCAGCUGGACUGUCAGCUGUGCGACACCUCUGUCAUCGUGCAAAUGGACAACAGCCGGGACCUGGACAUGGAGGGCAUCAUCAAAAGCGUGGAGUGCUGCUAUGAGGAGAUUGCCCAGAAGAGCAAGGCCGAGGUGGAGGCUUUCUACCAAACCAGGCUGGAGGAACUCCACAGCAGCCGGGGCAAGUUCUGUGAUGACCUGAAGAACAACCAGAGUGAGAUUGCCGAACUCAACAGGAUGAUCCAGAAGCUGCAGUGUGAGUCGGACAAUGUGAAGAAACAGAUCUCAGCCCUGCAGACAGCCAUCUGUGAUGCCGAGCAACGAGGAGACUGCGCCCUCAAGGAUGCCCGGCAGAAGCUGGUUGACCUGCAGACAGCCCUGCAGCAGGCCAAGGACAAGAUGGCCUGUCUGCUCAGGGACUACCAGGAGCUGCUCAAUGUCAAGCUGGCCCUGGACAUUGAGAUUGCCACGUACAGGACGCUGCUGGAGGGAGAAGAGAGCAGGAUAUGCACCGGCAACCCUGUGAGCGUAGCCGUGGUCAGCGGCGGGGGCACGGUCGGGGAGUGCCGGUCCCUGUCUGGAAUCGGAGGCAAAUGCACCGUGAAGAGCGGAGGGGCCGGCGCGGGGCUGGGCAUGGUCUCGUCCUUCGGCAACGCCGGGUUCAGCGCCCGCAGCGUGGAUUGUGUGCCCAAGGUCGGGGCGGGAUUCGGGGCCCGGAGCGCGGUCAGCUGCGUGGGGAGGGAGGUGCUCACCGGCGUGGACGGGGUGCAGUGCGCCGCCGGGAUGGGCAACCUGGGCAACCUGGGCAACCUGGGCAGCGUGGUGUGCGCGGGCGUGGAGCAGUGCGGGCCCGGCGCCGUGCUGAUCCCCGGGGCGCCGGGGGUCUGCGGGAACAGGUUCAGCACAGCCGUGCGCGUCGUCAGGACGAGCCGGUAGAGAGCGGCGGGCCCGAGACGGCAGAUUUUAUAAUA